AUGACAGCAACUGCAAGGGUGCAGGCUUGGGCUCAGUGGUUUGUGGGCAACUAUUACGUUGGCAAUCUCAUGGCUUGCGUGGUGCUGGUUGAUGCAGUUUGCACUUGGGUGGAUAUCGACGCCCGCGCAGCGAAGAUAGAUACCCCUCCUUUCUUCGUCUUCUUCUCUGACAGCAGCCUGGCACUCUACACAGUGGAAGUUGUUCUUCUCCUUGUGGGCAAGGGGCUCUUCGGUGUUCUCAAAGAUUGGAUGGCACUGAUGGAUGUCACCAUUGUCUUAUGUGGUUAUGUAGAGAUGCUCAUGAACGUCUUGGCCCCGGCAGACGUUGCUGCCACGCUUAGCGUCAUGCGCGCUUUGCGGUUAGCUCGCAUUUUCCGGUUGCUGCGGCUUUUCCGCCGAAUUAGAGCACUGCGUGAGUUGCAGAAGUUGGUCACAAUGAUGGCCACAUGCCUUCGCACUUUGGUCUGGUCGUUCCUGCUCUGCUUCGUCAUCAUGACAAUUUGGGCAAUGCUGAUAGUGGAAGUUGUGAAUCCAAUCAUAGAGGACAUGGUCAAAAACUCUCACGAGAUCAUCGCUGACUGCGAGUACUGUCAGACCUCAACACGCUCAGUUAUUGAUGCCAACCUGUUGCUGUUCAAAACGGUCAUUGCAGGAGACAGCUGGGGGCAAGUGGCGGUUCCUGUUAUACAGCGGAACCCAGAAACUGCAUUCAUUUUUGUGGGCUCUUCAUUGUCGCUGGUGUUCGGGGUUCUGAACAUCAUCGUUGCGGUUGUUGUCGACACCUUCGCUGAGGCCCGGCAGAAUGACAUAUUGAAUUUGGCCGAAGAGAUGGAGGAGGACAUUGAGAAGGACAGGGAAGCCUUGCAGAAGCUCUUUUCGAGGAUCGACAAGGACGGUAGUGGCCAGCUCUCGCUGGAUGAGUUAAUACAAGGCGCACGCCGGGAUCCAGUCUUCCAGAGCCGCUUGCGCGUAAUGGAUAUCGAUGAGAAUGAUUUGCAACAACUCUUCAGCAUGAUUGAUGUGGACGGCAGCGGCACCAUUGAAGUGGCGGAGUUCAUCGGUCCUCUUAGUCGAUGGGUGCAUGAUUCAAAGACAGCACCCAGAUUCAUCAAAUACAACAUGCUGCAGACCAUGCAGCUGCAAGAGGACCUGUACAGCCUGUCCAAGCACUACUUCAGUCAUCUCUCUGACCGGAUCGACCUGUUGACUGUAGGCCUGAAUAUCAUGAGAGGUGAGGGGUCCCAACCGUCUUCCAUGCAGAACUCGCAUAAUCUCUGCAAGUUCCAGCAAGUGACAGAGAAUGAUGAGGAGGAUUACAAGAUUGAGCAGCCUCACUCUUCCAGGAAGCCAGAGACACUUCAGCUCGCGCAUUGCUCGCCCACUCCUUCUGAAUCAACAACUUGUGAAGCAGAGCCAGAAGGCAGUCGCAAAGUUUUCGAGUCAAUGCAAGCAGAUGGAGUCGCUUUGGGGCAGUUGCUCGACGCCAUGGUCAUGAAGGUGGAGCUUGGGAUGCUUGAGAUGGAAAGCAGGCUGAAGCGAAAUUUUGCCGGCUUGCCAGAGGACGGUUCCAUGCCAGAUCUCAAAACCCACAAGCCUGCAGGCAAUCCUACAGGCUCGCAGGACAUGGCCUUCAGCCGAGCAGGUCUUUUCAAAUCCGUGUACGGAGACGGCAAAGGAAAACGGAGGUCUCGAAAAGUGGCCACGCAAGGUAUGGCGCAGCUGGCCUUCACCGAGGGGAUGAAGAGGCGAGCCGAGGACAUGGAGCGCGUGAUCUCAUCGUAG
Molecule: messenger RNA, 1782 nt
Organism: Symbiodinium pilosum
Lineage: Eukaryota; Dinophyceae; Suessiales; Symbiodiniaceae
Source: the annotation of a GenBank genome assembly